Molecule: messenger RNA, 577 nt
Organism: Saccostrea cuccullata (small rock oyster)
Lineage: Eukaryota; Metazoa; Mollusca; Bivalvia; Ostreida; Ostreidae
Product: heavy metal-binding protein HIP-like
Exons: 3
Coding region: 1-570 (189 amino acids)
Molecular function (GO): protein binding
Source: RefSeq, a predicted model, not a curated record
AUGGAGAGCAUUCGAUACCAGUUUUUGAAGCUGUUUUUUGUAAGUCUCCUGCUCUCUGGGGCGAAUGCAGAAUCAGGUACAAAAGCUUUCCUGAAGAAAUUCAACACGUAUAAUGAAGUGUGUCGUGGAAUGGGCUUCAAGGGAAAUAACUGUAAUGGGCGUGAAAGAGAUAUUAUCUCAUUUCAUGCCCGAAUGGCAAGUAAUCUGCAGAACCUCGGAAGUAAUGCCGUAGUGGUAUUUGGAAAAGUUACAGAAAAUUCUGGAUCCGCCUAUAAUAGUAAGACAGGGAUAUUCACGGCGCCUCAGGAUGGAAUCUAUUCAUUUACAUGGACCAUUCUGACACACCGUGGGAAGACGUUUAAUACAAAUAUUGUUCUCAAUGAUAAAAGUAAUACCAUUGGAUACAACUAUGCAGACGGAAAGACUGGAAGUAAUACUUACUCAUCAGGAUCAGCCACGACAAUUAUAAAAAUGAAGAAGAAUGACAAGGUCUGGAUAAAAACGUAUGCAGGACAAGGGGAAUACGCUGAUGGUUAUUGGUCCUCGUUUUCUGGUUUUAAGUUGUCGUGAUUUUAAA